Molecule: messenger RNA, 1896 nt
Organism: Cylindrotheca closterium
Lineage: Eukaryota; Bacillariophyta; Bacillariophyceae; Bacillariales; Bacillariaceae
Source: the annotation of a GenBank genome assembly
AUGGAAGAAACGGGUGCCUCAUAUCAUCAAUCUCCCAAUGAUACCUCAUUAUCCGCAACAGCAACAACAACCACAGCAACAACCACAGCAGCAGCACAAUCCUCGCCACUACCAUCCGAAUUAAAUGAGAAUAAUCCACCUUCUCCACCUUCUCCUCCUGCGGAUACCGCUACAACAACCUUCAAGAUAGAAGAUUUCGAGUGCAUCUUGUGCUUACGAUUACUCUAUGAACCUACCACAUUGAAAUGUGGACAUUCGUUCUGUCGGACGUGUGUGGAAGAACUCUAUCAACAAAAUCAUGCCAAAUGUCCCACCUGUCGUCAGGUAUUGCCCAUUGUCCAUCACUAUUCCUCUGAAAAAAUGAGCAUUAUUGCUCCCAGUUUUACGCUUUGUAAAUUUCUGGAAGUGGCCUUUCCAUUGCAGUACAAGGAACGCCACAACGAAAUUAUAGAAAUGUAUCCUUGUCGAGCAGGAGCAAUGGACGCGACUUUUACAAAUUCGAUGAAUGCCACGACUACUACUACCGCCACAACGCCGCUUCCCCUAUUCUAUUUGGAUCCCAUGGUCCCUCGACAAGUCAUGCAAUUGAAUAUCUUUGAGCAUCGUUAUUUGCUCUUGAUAUCCAGAUGCUUGGAAGGAUCUCGACACUUUGGCAUGGUAGGAUUCAUGUCCCGGCGCAUGAUUGCAGAACGACGUCGACGACGAUUGAGACAAGCCGCCGAGUCUACUGUUGUUGCGAACAACAACAAUAAUCAUACUAUUGAUCCAGAGGACGAUGACGAUGAUGACGACGAGGCCUUGUCCAUGAUCUAUGGUGUGGAAGUGGAAAUUGUCGAAAGUUCACCGCAACCUACUGGUACCAUGCACAUUCAAGUCAAGGCGAAACGAAGAUUCAAGAUUGUAGGAGACACAUGGAGACAAGAUGGAUACACCAUGUCCAAUGUUCAAUGGCUUGCUUUGCCAGCAGCCGAAUGUACCAAUACUACAACAACAACUACUACGAAUACAACUGCUACUACAACUAAUCCAUUAUUGGAAUCAUUGCCGGUAACGCAAGAGGAUGCGAAUGAAACACAAGAUGAUGAUGGUGGUGAUAAUGCAGUGCCGGCAGGUGAGAUUUCAACUUUCAAUGCGGCACUGUCAGAGUCGCAAACUGCUACAGUUUCCCAAGAACCAGCGGCUUUAUCGGAAAACGAUAGUCGUGACGCCCAAGAUGCAGCUGCUCAAGAUGACAAUGCCCGAGCGAUUCAAUUGGCACAAGCCCUUGGUCCUCUUGUCGAAGAAUGGAAGGCCCUGGUCGUUGCGGAAGGAUGGCAACGGUAUCAUGGACAACUUGCCCAAACAAUCAAUACAAUUGGUCCCAUGCCAGAAGCCAACGAUAUCCGAGGGGCCAUUGAUCGUGCGUUGUGGGUCACGGCGCUCAUCAAUCCACUUCCAGGAAUGGGCGUGGCUCCCGAAAUUCGACCAGAAGUCUUGGAAGCGGCGGCGGCGGCCACUGACAAUGUUGUUCCUCUUCUGUUGAUUGUCACACAUGGAAUGCGCAAAUCCAUAGAGUACUUGACACCGAAUGCGGUAUUGGUAUGGAUGCAAUAUCAAUUGCAAAAAUUGUACUGCCUGCUCUUGGGCAGAGGCACGCGCCGAUUGGGACCACCACCACCCCUUCCAGGAACCCACCAAAUGGUGAAUGCUCUGUUGAGACUCUUGGUGGUUUGCUUGGUCUUGGGCUUUUUCUGGCAACGCAUACUGGCCCCCAAAAGAGCUGUCUUGUCGUCAUCGACCGUGUCGUCGUCAUUGUCGUCGUCGUCGUCACCAGCAGAGGAGGUGCUUCUUUCGGCAGCGGCAGCAGCGACCGCAUCGCCCAAUAUGGACACGGAAACUGCACCUUUGGAACUAUGA